Histoplasma capsulatum G186AR is the source of this 2499-nucleotide messenger RNA. RefSeq names its product ankyrin repeat protein. The record is from RefSeq and is a predicted model, not a curated record. Gene Ontology annotation, molecular function: protein binding. The transcript has 4 exons. NCBI's taxonomy places the organism in Eukaryota, Fungi, Ascomycota, Eurotiomycetes, Onygenales, Ajellomycetaceae. Bases 1 to 2499 code for a protein of 832 amino acids.
AUGGACCCUGUCUCAGCUAUCGGAUUAAUCGCGUCCAUUGGUACUCUCCUGAAGGCAAGCAAAGGAACCCUCGACCUCAUCAAAAGUUAUAAACAUGCGCCGAAGGACCUCUUCGAGCUCGUGCAUGACCUUGAGAUCUUCGAGGAAGCACUGAGAGGCUUUGAUCGUGUCUUACGUAGCCGCCAAACAAAGCACAAUAUCUCCGAGAAGAUUCUUCGAACAGCUAUCAAUGAUGGAUCGGCCACCGUUAAAGAUCUUGAGAAGAGGAUAAAGCAGGUUUAUAAAACCGAAAACUCGAGUUUACGUCGGGUUAGAUUCGUCCAGAAUAAGUCACAUUUUGAAACGCUUGCUAAGCAAAUCAAAAGCCAGGAAACGUUCCUCGCUGUGUGUAAUCAGCACCCACAACUCUUAGAAGCAUGUUCGACUGUUGUUGAGGAGAUGGCAAGCGAGCCUCGAUUCCCCAGCGAUAUGUCGGAAUCAAGAUCACCUCUCAUUUCGAGAUAUCCGUCUUCGAAUUCAUCCUCCAUAAUAUCAAUGUCUCUCGGAUCAUCACAACCGUCAUCUCGAAGCUCGAUAUCGUCCAAAAAUUCUUCCACCACCACCUCUACCUCGUUUGGAAACACUCUGUCAGUACCAGGCCGCAGCGACCGACGAGGGAGUGACGUAUCGCCCCAAUCGAGCACAUUAGUGGACUCGCGUUCAACGAGUUCACUGAUCAUCCGUCGCGCAUGCCGGCAUGAUUGUUACUGUAAAUGCCAUGAUGAACCCACUACUGGUGAAUCCAAGACACCGUCAUCACGGUUCAACGCGCGGGUAUUUCGAGAAAACAACAAGCCCAAAGUUGAGUGUUCAGAUCCAGGUUGUGCAGCAACAAUUUCUCAGGAAAAGCCCAUCCCAGUCUCUUUGUUCAAAAAGGCCAUAUCGAAUAUGAUGUCGACAAGCAGUAUCCAGGUUCGAUAUCGGCUAAAUACCUACCGUAUGGUGCCGGAGGGAUCCAAUGCCAUGCGAUAUGUCAAACAUGGAAACCUAGAGAAGUUGAAAUUAGCGAUUGAGUCGGGUGAAGCAACACCUUGGGAUACGGCGCCGGAUGGAUGGUCUUUGUUGCACACUGCCGCGUACGCGAGACAAUUGCCAACCGUGCAGUACCUUGUUAAACUAGGUGCGGAGACUGAAGUAUCUGAUCUUGGAGCAAGAAAGCCAGUUGACUUCGCAUUUCUGAAAUCUCGCGGAGCAGAUGCUACCCAAACCGAAAAAGACAUCGUCCAAGUCUUCUCCAAACAAGACGAUUAUAUCGACGACUAUGAAUUCACCCCGAUUCACAUUGCUGUCCUGGAUCUCUACGACCCCGAAGACUUGGAACGCCCCACCCUCGAGGAACUCAUUGACUUCGUCGAUCAUGCUAACAACGCCCCACAAGGCACCAAUUGGUCUCACUGGAAAGCGAAAUAUCAAAAACGAUCUCCUCUGUUCGUCACAAUCAUCGAGCAGUUCCGGGUUUCGGCAGCGGAAAACCCAGAUACAGGCAAAAUCAUACAGAACCUAGUCGAUCAGAAAGAUCGCAAGUUCCACUGGACGCCGCUGCAUUGGGCUAGUGCCACGGGGCAAGCGGAUAAAAUGAAGAUUCUUGUGAAUACGGGUGCGGAUCCGUUUAUAAAGUCGAACUUAAAUGCGAACAUUUUACAUGCAGCAGUGGAGUCGAAUGCGCUGGAGAGCUUGAGCUAUGCGCUGGAGAUACAUAAACGGUAUCCGGAUCUGUUGAAUAUCGAUCAGAGUAACGUGUGGGGGGAGUCACCACUUAUUAUGGCUGCGCAGGGGUGUUUGGUGGGCUGCGUAAAACUCCUCCUUGAGGCCGGCGCAGAUCCGAAUGUGAGACAGGAGAAUCAGCAAGUUGCGCUGCAUUAUGCAGGUCUUUCAGAUCGUGGGGAGAAGAAGUGUGAGACAGUGGCGUUAUUAUGCGACGCAAGCAAUACGGCCAAAUUGGACAUUGACGCGCAAGAUGAGGACGGAAGGCCGCCCAUAUUUGAUUUUGUGGACGAUAUGGAGUGCAUGAAGUGUCUGACUCAACAUGGAGCGAAGCUAGAUUUGUUAGAUAAUUCUGGGAAUAGCAUAAUUCACCAUGCUUGCAUGCAAGGGGAGAGUGAUUCACUGGAAGCCCUGUUGCAGCUGCCAGGCGAUGGAAAAUUGAUCCUAACGCGGAAGAACAACGACGGGAAUACGGCGUUGAUUGAGGCACUACGCCAUGAAAGUAUUGACUGUGCCGCUAUCCUCCUGGAACUUGAUGAUGUCGGCGACAUUGUCGGUCAGGAUGGGUGGGCUGCAGUGCACUAUGCGGCGAAGCUAGGUGAUCAAAUCCUAUUAAAAGCGGUAUUGAAACAUCCAACGUUUACACGAGGUAUGAAGACAAGAGAUGGCAAGACCGCUCGCGUGAUAGCCAUGGAGGCUGGCCACUGGCAAGGGGAAACAAAGGACCUGUUGAAUCGAUACAAUGCCCUAAUAUGA